Musa acuminata AAA Group (dessert banana) is the source of this 1966-nucleotide messenger RNA. Its product is annotated as probable pectate lyase 12. NCBI's taxonomy places the organism in Eukaryota, Viridiplantae, Streptophyta, Magnoliopsida, Zingiberales, Musaceae. The transcript is spliced from 4 exons. The coding region runs from base 451 to 1923 and encodes 490 amino acids. The record is from RefSeq and is a predicted model, not a curated record. Gene Ontology annotation, molecular function: pectate lyase activity.
GUUCACCUCUCCUCCUUUCCACAGCCUCUAUCCUCCCCUGCUCAACAAAACAUAGUUUAUGAUCUCAGAUUAAAGGAAAAAAAGUGCCACCAUUGUUCCAUUUGACAAGCAAGGAAUGGAAGGAGAGGGAGGAGAGAGAGGCGAUUCUAUUCUCUCUCCCAAGUUCUCCCCAUCUCCUCCCUUGCUUCCUCCAUCUCCAUCUCCAUCUCCAUCUCCAUCUCCCUCACUGUUCUCUAAACAUCAAAGUCACCAUCCUUUUUCUGUUUCUCCCUGUUCAAGAACCCUAACAUCACCACUAUGGCUACAACAUUUGGAUAAAGAGUUUUCCUCUUCACCAUCCCUUUGUUAUAAAUAGCUCACUCCCAUUUCUCCCAAAUCCACCUCUGAGUUCUCUUCACUCCCCUCCUCCGCAGGGUAUACUUACCCACCCCCCCAUCAUUCCCACCAAGAAUGCUCCUACUCACCCACAUUCUCCUUGUCUUCCUCUCCUUCCCCCUUCUCUUGGCUGCGACGCCCUUCCACAACUCUUCGCUCCAUCUGCACGCCCACCCCGACCCCGAUUCCGUCGCCCGGGAAGUCCACAGGCAGGUGGAAUCGUCCCGCCGGCGCGCUCUGCUGGCGGCGGGCGUCAAGGAACAGCAGUGCCUGACGGGCAACCCAAUCGAUGACUGCUGGCGGUGCUCGGGCACGGACUGGCGGCAGGACCGGCAGCGCCUGGCGGACUGCGGCAUCGGGUUCGGGCGGGACGCCAUGGGCGGGAAGGGCGGGCCGAUAUACGUGGUGACGGACCCGUCGGACCAGGACCCGGUGAACCCCGCCCUGGGCACGCUCCGGUACGGCGUCAUCCAGGAGGGCCCCCUGUGGAUCAUCUUUGCCGGCGACAUGACCAUCCACCUCAAUGAGGAGCUGCUGGUGAACAGCUUCAAGACCAUCGACGGCCGAGGCGCGGUGGUCCACAUCGCCGGCGGCGCCUGCAUCACCCUCCAGUACGUCUCCAAUGUCAUCAUCCACAACGUGCACGUCCACCACUGCGUGCCUGCCGGCGAGGCCAACGUGCGCUCGUCCCCGACCCACUACGGCUGGCGCACCCGGUCGGACGGCGACGGCAUCUCCAUCUACAGCGGGCGCAAGAUCUGGGUGGACCACUGCGAGCUGUCCUCCUGCACGGACGGCCUGAUCGACGCCAUCAUGGGCUCCACGGGGAUCACCAUUUCCAACAGCUACUUCUCGCACCACGACGAGGUGAUGCUGCUGGGGCACACAGACGGCUACCUGCCGGACUCCGCGAUGCAGGUCACCAUCGCGUUCAACCGAUUCGGGGAGCAGCUGGUACAGCGCAUGCCCCGGUGCCGGCGCGGCUACUUCCACGUGGUGAACAAUGACUUCACGUCGUGGGAGAUGUACGCCAUCGGCGGCAGCGCCAACCCCACCAUCAACAGCCAAGGCAACCGCUACAUUGCCCCCGCCAACCCCAACGCCAAGGAGGUGACGAAGAGGGUGGAGACGGAGGAGAGCGAGUGGAGCGGGUGGAAUUGGAGGACGGAAGGGGACGUGUUGGUGAACGGGGCCUUCUUCGUGCCGUCCGGGGAGGGAUUGGACGCCAAGUACGCCAAGGCCGAGAGCCUGGACCCCAAGUCCGCCGCGCUCAUCGACCAGCUCACCCUCAACGCGGGCGUCCUCGGUGGCCCCAGGGACAACGGCGUCGGAACGGCGUACUCGGGAGUCAACUACGGUGGGUCCGCCGCGACGGCCGACGGUGGAAGCGGGGCCAGCGGCUGGGGAGUAGGGUACGGGCCACUGGGGAUGGUGUUCGGUAGCGGCGCACCAGCGCCCUCGAGCCGCGACUCUAUUGUUAUGAUUACUACUACUCUCUUGUCUGCCUCUUUGCUCGUUACUACCUUCUUCUCUCUGCAUCCUUUGUAGACCAUUACAGUGGAAUAGAAAGAAAGCAGGUAUAAGUUAUCUC